Molecule: messenger RNA, 3871 nt
Organism: Mugil cephalus (flathead mullet)
Lineage: Eukaryota; Metazoa; Chordata; Actinopteri; Mugiliformes; Mugilidae
Gene: dpysl2a
Product: dihydropyrimidinase like 2a
Exons: 14
Coding region: 287-2050 (587 amino acids)
Cellular component (GO): cytosol; cytoplasm
Molecular function (GO): hydrolase activity, acting on carbon-nitrogen (but not peptide) bonds, in cyclic amides
Source: RefSeq, a predicted model, not a curated record
GUGCGCAUGCGCGAUUCCUCUUCGUGGCCCUUCUCAUCUUGGUGCUCGUCUGGUCUUCAGAGACCUUUUCUAGCAGUAAAUUCAAACGUUGCACUUUAAGGCAAAUAUUUCCCCCCUUGGGUUUGGAUCAUUGCUGCGCUGCAGUGCGUGAGCUUCGCUUGCUGUCGACAGAAAUCGCUGCUUCAACGAGAAGAGCAUCCGCUCAUCCUUUCAUUGACAGCCGAGCUUGUCCAGUCUAGCUAGCUAGCGUUAGCCAGGAGGCAGAGGGGGGCACUGUGUCUUCAAAAUGUCCGGUUACCAAGGAAAGAAGAACAUCCCACGAAUUACAAGCGACCGUCUCCUCAUCAAAGGAGCAAAGAUAGUGAACGAUGAUCAGUCAUUCUUGGCUGAUAUCUACAUGGAGGAUGGAGUCAUCAAGCAAAUAGGAGACAACCUCAUCGUUCCUGGGGGAGUUAAGAUCAUCGAGGCUCAUGGACGAAUGGUGAUGCCUGGCGGUAUCGACGUGCACACCCGAUUCCAGAUGCCCGACCGAGGAAUGGUGGCAGCGGAUGACUUCUACCAGGGCACCCGGGCGGCCCUCGCCGGGGGGACAACCAUGAUCAUCGACCAUGUGGUGCCGGAGCCUGGCGUAAGCCUGGUCGCUGCUUUCAAGCAGUGGAGAGAGUGGGCUGACAGCAAGUCGUGCUGUGACUAUUCUCUGCACGUGGACAUCACCGAGUGGAACAAAGGCACCCAGGAGGAGAUGGAGAUGCUUGUGAAGGAUCAUGGUAUCAACUCUUUCCUGGUGUAUUUGGCUUAUAAGGAUGUUUUCCAACUUUCUGACUAUCAGAUCUACGAGGUGUUCAGUGUCAUCAGGGACCUCGGAGCCAUUGCCCAGGUGCACGCUGAGAAUGGAGACAUCAUCGCAGAGGAGCAGAGACGUAUUCUGGAGUUGGGAAUCACUGGCCCUGAAGGUCACGUGCUGAGUCGUCCAGAGGAGGUGGAGGCGGAGGCAGUCAACCGCUCUAUCACCAUAGCAAAUCAGACCAACUGUCCUCUCUACAUCACCAAGGUGAUGAGCAAGAGUGCUGCUGAUGUCAUUGCUCUCGCUCGAAAAAGGGGCGCUGUGGUUUACGGAGAGCCCAUAUCUGCCAGCUUGGGAACAGAUGGUACCCAUUACUGGAGCAAGAACUGGGCCAAGGCGGCAGCCUUUGUCACCUCGCCACCUCUCAGUCCUGAUCCCACCACCCCUGACUACCUCAACUCUCUGUUGUCAUGUGGCGACUUGCAGGUGACCGGCAGCGCUCACUGCACGUUCCACACUGCUCAGCGUGCAGUAGGCAAAGAUAACUUCACCAUGAUUCCAGAGGGCACCAACGGCACCGAGGAGAGGAUGUCCCUAAUCUGGGACAAGUGCGUGGUGACUGGCAAGAUGGAUGAGAACCAGUUUGUGGCUGUGACCAGCACAAACGCAGCAAAGACCUUCAACCUGUACCCCCGCAAAGGCCGCAUCGCUGUGGGCUCCGACGCCGACCUCGUGCUGUGGGACCCGGAUGUCCAUAAGAUCAUCUCGGCUAAGAGCCACAACCUGGCUGUGGAGUAUAACAUCUUCGAGGGCACAGAAGUGCGGGGAGGACCUCUGGUAGUGAUCAGCCAGGGCAAGAUUGUGUUGGAAGAUGGCACCCUUCACGCCAUAGAGGGCUGCGGGCGCUACAUCAGUCGUAAACCCUUCCCAGACCAAGUGUACAAGAGGAUAAAGGCUCGGAGCAGGCUCACAGAGCUGCGAGGAGUCCCCAGGGGCCUGUAUGAUGGGCCGGUGUGUGAGAAUGUGACUCCCAAGGCGGUGUCCACAGUGUCCUCGGUGAAGACUUCCCCUGCCAAGCAGCAGCAGCAGCAGCAGCAGCAGCAACAGCAGCAACAGCAGCAGUUUACUCACCAGCCAGUGCGCAACCUCCAUCAGUCUGGCUUCAGCCUCUCUGGUGCUCAGGUCGACGACAACGUUCCCCGCCGCACCACUCAACGCAUCGUAGCUCCGCCCGGUGGAAAGGCCAACAUCACCAGCCUCGGCUAGUCCCUUUUUCUCAGCUGAGUCGGGGCGCAGGGGCAGCACGGGACCAGAGGCCACUCACAACCAGUGUCACAUCGCACCUCUUAUGUCAUCACCUCUGACUCCGCCCCUGCCCCCCCCCCCCCCCCCAUUCCACCUCUUAACACACCGUCACCGUGUCACCUCGUGCAAAAAAAAAUGAGAAAGCACUAUUCCAUUUUGUUUCAUCUUCCCUUCCACAUUCCAGCCUCGAGGAAGGAUAAAGUGAAUUGAAGCAGCUUUUUCACUGCUUUUGCGCCCAGUUUGAUUAUUGAUGAAAUUCAUUCGUUUACAUUUGUUUACAUUGUUUUUAUGUAUAAUUUGUGCUGUUUUGUCAGCGUCUUGGCUCAGAAAGUUGACAGAAAACAUGAUCUGAAGAGUAGUCGGUUUAAUGAGCGGGCAUUUUAAAGAUGACUUGUUUUUCUGUUCAUUUCUCUUUUUUUAGUGGUUGUUUAAGAUGAACCAAAAAUUCAGUUGAGAGUAAAAUAUCAACUGCUCAUUAUAUAACACUGUUAAACUGAUCUGUUCGGGUAAAAUUAAUGUAGAUUAUCUCAAAAUACUAUGAAAGACUUUUGCCUCUCCUAACAUUUUUAUUUUAUUUUACGUUGGCAGUAUUAUGUUUUUGUUAAGGCUUUGAUUGAACUAUUCACCUAUGUCUUCCUUUUGUGUUAUAGUUGCACUUUUAUUUUUUAAAAAAAUGUUUUAUGUUAAGUAAUUUUUGUAUUUUGUUGGUUGGACCGCACUUAAAGAAGAAAAAAAAGGUGUCAUAGGGUUAAACCACUACUUUUAACCUGGCCCUGAAUCUAGAAGAAUAGCUGGGUCGUUAACAUUUUGUCAUUGUUUCCUUCAUUUCAUCAUUGUGUUGUUUUUUUCUCCUCUUCACAUUUGUUGAAAGGUUGUCAGGGCAACAAGCUUCCAAUAAUCAGACUGGUGUAUAUUGUAUAUCUACAAAGAAGACGCUCGUUGGGAGGUUUGCUGACGACCUCUCUGCGCCUGGUGCUAUAUGACCUUUGCUGUAUAUGUGCAGACGACGUCCAAACAGCAGUCACGUCAGCUUUCUAAUAUCAGCCGCCAGGGUGGAGCCACCAUUUACCCAGAAUUUGUUUUGCACCUGUAACAAUCCAAAUGUACGUGAGCUUGCAAACGUUUAUUUUAUUUUAUUUUAUUAUUUGUAUUGGAUGUGUCUGUGUGUUUUAGGAUAUGUGUUGAAUUGAACUACUUGCCUGCCUGUUCUGUAAGAUAUUGAUAGCACACUGUAUCUAUGAAGGCUCUUUGAAGAAGUGAAACGAGGAUCUCUGAGACCUGACGAAAACUGCUUCUGUUCGUAUAUGAAAUCCCACACAGUGCGCUGAUGAUGUGUCCACUGUUCUCGGUGUUAGUGUUGUGAAUGAAUUACCGGAUAUAUCGUUUUCCCUCACGCCUCCAUCUGCACAAUGCUGUCAACAACAGAUUCACUCGAGGUAUUAACUGUGUUCAGCAAACCACCACAGGUUGUCAGUCUGUGCAGCUGCACUGUAAAACACUGGAUUAUCUCUUCCUCAUUGCCUUGUCAAGUGUAGGUUUUGUAUGCCGAGCUAUAACGUGAAGUGAUUUACAUUCGGGGAACUUUUCUUGGUUAUCGAGUUGUGAUGUUGAGCACUGUUGUUUGCCCUCUUCCACCUAGUGUGAUGAUCUUGAUCAUGUAUGUUUUGUAGGAUACCAGAGUUUUUUUGGGGGGAGGGGGGCAGGGUGGGAGGGGCCAUCGGCCCUGUCAGCAUUUGACCUUAUCUGUGUUGACUUCAGUGGAUUAAAAUAAUAAAAAUGAAA